This is a messenger RNA of Sorex araneus (European shrew), 1470 nucleotides long. RefSeq names its product hyaluronidase PH-20-like. The transcript has 3 exons. Bases 1 to 1470 code for a protein of 489 amino acids. Gene Ontology annotation, molecular function: hyalurononglucosaminidase activity. NCBI's taxonomy places the organism in Eukaryota, Metazoa, Chordata, Mammalia, Eulipotyphla, Soricidae. Gene Ontology annotation, biological process: fusion of sperm to egg plasma membrane involved in single fertilization; carbohydrate metabolic process; hyaluronan catabolic process. Gene Ontology annotation, cellular component: acrosomal vesicle. The record is from RefSeq and is a predicted model, not a curated record.
AUGGAAUUGCUGUGGAUCAAGGAUAUCUUCUCUAGGAAAUUUGUUGGGUUCAGUGGAGUCUCCAAGGUAGAGUUCAUUUUCCAUCUGUUUCCAAUUCUCUUGACUGCGGAUUACAGAGCACCUCCUAUCAUCUCAAAUACAACUUACAUUCCAGCCUGGAAUGCCCCAAGUGAUGUCUGUGCAAAAUUAUUUAAUAUUUCUCUAGAUCUGAGUUUCUAUCCAUUAAAAGGAAACCCUCAAGCCAGUGCCAUAGGUCAAACUGUUACCUUAUUUUACGUUGAAAAACUUGGCAUCUAUCCUCACAUAGUGACAAGCACAGGAAAGCAUAAACACGGAGGAAUUCCUCAGUUGGGAAAUAUAUCAGAACAUUUGGAUAAAGCUGAGAAAGACAUUUUGAAAUACUUGCCAAAAGAUGAACUAGGCUUGGCUGUAAUUGACUGGGAAGAAUGGAGACCUAUCUGGAUAAGAAACUGGUUAGACAAAAUAGUUUACAGAAACGAAUCAAUUAAUUUGGUAAAGAGAAAGAAUCCACUGCUUUCAGAUAAAGCUGCAGAGACUCAGGCAAAACAAGAAUUUGAAGCUGCAGGAAAGGAAUUCAUGCUGAGGACUUUGGAAUUAGGGCAGAGACUCCGACCAAACAAUUAUUGGGGUUUUUACCUUUUUCCUGAUUGUUACAAUCAUAAUUAUGGAGCAAAUAGACCAUACACUGGAGCUUGUUCAGAUUUAGAAAAGCAAAGAAAUAAUGAGCUCAGCUGGUUGUGGAAAGCAAGCACUGCCCUUUUCCCAUCCAUUUACUUGAAUACAAAAUUAAAGAAAUCUCCAAAGGCGGCACUCUUUUCCCGUAAUCGAGUUAAUGAAGCCAUUCGGCUUUCUCGGGUACGAGACCAAAAGAAUCCACUUCCGGUUUUUGUAUAUAUCCGUCUAGUUUUUACGGAUAAUACCACAGAAUUUCUUUCUGAGAUUGACCUUGUGAAUACAAUUGGUGAAACUUAUGCUCUUGGGGCCUCUGGAGUUAUAAUUUGGGGAAGCUUCAAUUUAACCCGAAGACAAGAACGUUGCUCAAUGCUGCAUGAUUAUAUGAAGAAGACAUUCAACCCUUACUUAAUCAAUCUCACUCUAGCUGCUAAAAUAUGCAGUCAGGCACUUUGUCAAGAUCAAGGAUUCUGUACCAGGAAAUUCUGGAAUUCAACAGACUACCUGCACCUGAACUCAGAGAAUUUUGUUAUUAAAUUUGAAAGCUGUGACAAAUUCAUAGUGUUUGGGCAACCCUCGGUUCAAGAUCUAAUUCAACUUUCUAACAAUUUUGAUUGUAGCUGUUUUGGUAAUGUCAGUUGUAGGAAGAAUGAGAAUAUAACAAGUAUUAAAAAGAUUAGGGUAUGUAUCAGUGAGGAAGUUUGCAUAUCAGCCCUUAUAAAUCCAGGAAGAAGGGUUCUACCUCCCAGAAAAUAUAGAACAAGACUCAGCCCAUAA